GAACAGUCAGUCAUGUCACAGACAGAGAGAUACACAUUCACUAACACAGAUAUGGAUAGAGUGAGAGAAGAGAAAGAGUUGCAAUAUAUAGAACAAAAUAGAAGGGGUAAAUAAGAGAGAGAAAACAAGAAGAGGAAGAAACAUGAAGAAAAUGAGAGAGAGAGAGAGAGCGAGAGAGAGAACAAGAAGAGAGAGCAAGGGUUCUCAUCAUCUCUCUCUCUUUCAUUUCCUGACAAAGUCACUGUAUUUGGAACUCAAGACCAUCACAAUCAAACUAUUCCACUCAUAAGCAUCAAACGGAAACAACAAAAAUAGUAGUCAUGACCAUCAACACCACUCAUAACUGCACAGAGCCCCAGAGUAACUGGCUCUUUGUUGGGGUCUACUCCAUGGUCUUCAUGGUUGGCCUCAUCCUCAACCUCACAGCACUAGUGGUGUUCUUCCGCUACACCAAGUCUCGGUCUCACACCACCGUCUACAUGACUAACCUGGCCAUCGCAGACCUUCUCCUGGUCCUCACUCUGCCCCUGAGGAUCUACUACCAUCUGGGAAUGUCUGGGUUACCUCAGUUACCUCAGUUACCUCAGGUCCUGUGUGAAGGGGUGGGCCUGGUUCUGCUGGUCAACAUGUAUGGCAGCAUCUUUCUCCUCACCUGCAUGUGUUUCGACCGUUGUGUAGCCGUAUGUUUCCCCAUGUCUUGCCGGAUUCGGGAGGGCCGAAAGAAAGCCCCACUGGUCUGCCUCGGUGUCUGGGUCCUUACCAUCGGAGCCAGCCUCCCAUUCUACAUCUCCAAACGCAGAGAGGCAUCCAAUGAGAUGCAGGACCUUUGUUUCGGGAACCUUCCAGUCUACGCCACACAGGCAACGGCAGUCACCUCGACACUAACCGUCGGCUUCGGCAUCCCCUUGGUGGUGAUGUUGGUCUGUUCCUCUGCGUUGAUCCGCACCAUCACAAGGAGCGCUGUAGCCCAGACAGAACUCAUCAACUCUGGGAAGAUCCAGAGGAUGAUCACCACCAACCUGGUGAUAUUUCUGGCCUGCUUCCUGCCCUACCAUGGGACUCUGGCGCUCCUCUAUGUCCAUAGGAAAGCGGUACCAUGCCCCCUACUGUCGGCAUACCGCUAUAGCCUAAUGGUGGCCUGUCUGAACGCCAUUUUGGAUCCACUGGCUUACUAUUUCACCACUGAGACGUUCAGGAAGAAGGUGGAUAUGGACGCCAUGAGGAGGAUGUUCCCACUCAACAGUCAGAACUCUGAGGGGAACAACUCCAGAGCCCCCUUCAACACUUAAUGUUCUAAAGAGACAGUCUGGGAUUUGAAAAACAACAAAUCCAUCACCCCGCCGGCCGCCAAUUGUUUUGGUAAAAAUGUAUUAAAGCACGUUCCAUGUACUGCUAAGAUAUAGAAUGGUGAUUAUAUUGGAUUUAGGAUGUGUAGUUCUACGCCAAGCUAACACCCAAGGUGUUAAGAUAUUGGAUCAUCCAUGUGCAAUCAGUUGGUUCUCAUACUGAAGUUUCGGACUAUGCAGUGGCAGGUAUUCAGGGAUGCCAAAGGAAGGCAGGCUUCCCCUGAACAAUCACCAAGAAAAAAAGAACAAAUAUAAUAAUACAAAUAAAUGUAUCUUUCAUAGUUUUACUUCAAUUUGCAAGAGGCUUAAUCUACAGUAGCUCACAGUAGCUACUCUGUUUCUGUAUGUGUAGCUCAUCUAUCUGAUGCUUUCUGGUCAAAAAUAGUAUAAUAUUGUUGCCGCCUGUAGCAUUGAAUACAAGGGAUUAAUAAUUAUUAAUAAUAAUAGCCAAUCAGCGUUGAGCUAAACUGAGUGAGCUCAGCUGUGAAUGGUCCUGGUGCACCAAAAGAAAGUGUAAAGGGAAGCCAGUUCGGAUUUGGCUUCACACCAGUCACAUCACAUCCAGCCAAACAUCAUUGACGGAGAAAACGUGAUUUGUUGUAUCUAGUUUCCUAAAUUAGCCAAGGACAGAGAUAGGGAUUUUGUGGUUUUACUUCAUUCUCCACACUGGCCAAUUCUGCGAUUCUGACACAACCAUUAAUUCAUACAUUGUGUCCCUGGUCUGACAGGAUGGAAGUUCAAUAUGUAGAAGGCUAAUGUGAACGAGCUAAUGUUGUCAUGAAAGGAAAUUAGGCUAGCAAGCAACAUUCUAGCCAGGUAGUCUAGGACAACAUAAACUUAAAGCAUGUAUGACAGAGUCAUAGACGUUUUGGCAACAUGAAUGAGAGGAGGAUGGCAUUGGCCUUUCUUUACAAGUAGGGUGAGUCAACACAUUUUCUACUUACGCACACAAACACACAAAUCAGUACCAUGGACAGCCACAUGAUAGGUAAGAAUGUACAUAUUUUUCCCAUUAAUAAAACGAUAUCCUAACA
Molecule: messenger RNA, 2380 nt
Organism: Oncorhynchus keta (chum salmon)
Lineage: Eukaryota; Metazoa; Chordata; Actinopteri; Salmoniformes; Salmonidae
Product: lysophosphatidic acid receptor 6-like
Exons: 5
Coding region: 321-1289 (322 amino acids)
Biological process (GO): behavioral response to pain; G protein-coupled receptor signaling pathway
Cellular component (GO): membrane
Molecular function (GO): G protein-coupled receptor activity
Source: RefSeq, a predicted model, not a curated record